UUCCCCAAACUCAGUCACACUCCCCGCCACUUUCUCCUUCUCUCUUUCUCAAUACAAAACUCUCUUUGCCUUCGACCUGAGACAACAAUCCAAGCAAAGCCAAAACCAUGGCUUCUUCUACACUAACACCCAACUCUAGUAGUUGGGCUAAAUCUCAAUUUCUUCAUCCUUUUUGUUCUUCAUCUUCUUUAGUAGAUUUGGGCUUUUCAUCAAAGUCCAUUACCUUGAAAAGGAAGAAGGAGUCCUAUAGUAGAGUUCACUCUGCUUUACACUCUCCUUCAGUCCUUCAUUUCCCGAAAAAAGCAAUCCCCAAGGAAAAUUCUUCAGUAAAACCCACAAAAACCCACCUCCAUCAUCAAUGGAGCCUCCUUCAAAGAGCUGCAGCCAUGGCCUUUGACUUGGCUGAGAGCGCGUUGAUCACACGCGAGCGCCAACAGCCACUUCCCAAAACGGCUGACCCACGUGUCCAAAUAGGCGGAAACUUCGCUCCGGUACCGGAACAGCCCGUCCGGCAGUCUCUCCCAGUCACCGGUUCCAUCCCCAAAUGCAUUAAAGGCGUUUAUCUCCGUAACGGCGCCAACCCUUUGUUCGAGCCGGUCGCCGGACAUCACCUUUUUGAUGGUGAUGGCAUGGUUCACGCCGUUAGCAUUGACAACGGAAACGUAAGCUAUGCCUGUCGUUUCACCGAAACACAAAGAUUAGUACAAGAGAAAAAGCUUGGUCGCCCAGUGUUUCCUAAAGCCAUAGGCGAAUUACACGGUCACAAUGGUGUAGCUCGUCUAUUAUUGUUCUACGCAAGAGGCCUUUUUGGCCUUGUUGAUCAUACACAGGGCACUGGAGUGGCAAACGCCGGCUUAGUUUAUUUCAAUAACCGGUUGCUCGCCAUGUCAGAAGAUGAUCUUCCUUACCAAGUACGUAUAUCUCCUUCCGGAGAUCUUGAAACUGUUGGAAGAUACAAUUUUGAUGAACAAUUAACUUCAACAAUGAUAGCUCACCCUAAAGUUGAUCCAAUUUCUAAAGAGUUGUUUGCUUUGAGCUAUGAUGUCGUUCAAAAGCCUUAUCUCAAGUACUUCCGAUUUUCUCCGGAUGGAAAGAAGUCACCGGACGUUGAAAUCCCCCUUCAAGUGCCGACUAUGAUGCAUGAUUUCGCUAUCACUGAGAAUUUUGUGGUGAUACCGGACCAGCAAGUCGUGUUUAAGCUUCAAGAAAUGAUAAAGGGAGGGUCUCCGGUGGUAUAUGACAAGAACAAGAAGUCGAAAUUUGGGAUUCUGGCGAAAAAUGCAACUGAUGCUAAAGAUAUAAUUUGGAUUGAAUCACCGGACACGUUUUGUUUCCAUUUAUGGAACGCUUGGGAGGAGCCGGAAUCCGAUGAAGUUGUUGUUAUAGGAUCAUGCAUGACACCGGCUGACUCAAUUUUCAACGAAUGUGGGGAGAGUUUGAAGAGUGUGUUGUCUGAAAUCCGGCUGAAUUUAAAGACUGGUGAGUCCACGCGCCGCCCCAUACUUUCUCAGUCUGAGCAAAUCAACUUAGAGGCAGGGAUGGUGAAUCGGAACCGACUCGGGAGGAAAACCCGAUUUGCUUAUCUUGCCAUCGCUGAGCCGUGGCCUAAGGUAUCGGGUUUUGCCAAAGUGGAUCUUUCAACUGGAGAGGUGAAAAAAUACAUUUAUGGCGAUAAAAAAUACGGUGGGGAACCAUUUUUUCUACCAACAGAUGCUGAUAAUUCUGAAAAUGAAGAUGAUGGUUUCAUUCUUGCAUUUGUUCACAACGAGAAGACAUGGAAGUCAGAGCUCCAGAUUGUGAACGCCAAGAAUUUACAGCUUGAAGCUUCAGUUAAGUUACCUUCAAGAGUACCGUACGGUUUUCAUGGAACGUUCGUGGAGGCAAAGGAUUUGGUGAACCAGGCAUAAAAGAAUUACAGUACUGGGAGAUUUUACCAGAGGGAUCGGUGAGACAGGUCCCCGGAUUCCCCUGUACAUUAAAAACCCUAACAACCCUGUGUUUUUGUUAGGUUUAUAUUGAUAUUAUUAUUAUUAUUAUCAUAGUUCCUCAGGAACCAGCUUGUAGCUUAUGGCAUACAGGUAGCUAGAAUUCGAGCUCAGCUAGUUUCUGUUUCUUAUUUUAUUUUGUAUUUUUAAUUGUUUACCUUGUAAAAGAAAGAAAAGUUUGUAUGAAA
Messenger RNA from Mangifera indica (mango), 2173 nucleotides. Its product is annotated as 9-cis-epoxycarotenoid dioxygenase NCED2, chloroplastic. Gene Ontology annotation, biological process: carotene catabolic process. Bases 108 to 1907 code for a protein of 599 amino acids. The transcript has a single exon. Lineage: Eukaryota; Viridiplantae; Streptophyta; Magnoliopsida; Sapindales; Anacardiaceae. Gene Ontology annotation, molecular function: carotenoid dioxygenase activity. Gene Ontology annotation, cellular component: chloroplast stroma. The record is from RefSeq and is a predicted model, not a curated record.